Molecule: messenger RNA, 1684 nt
Organism: Mauremys mutica (yellowpond turtle)
Lineage: Eukaryota; Metazoa; Chordata; Testudines; Geoemydidae
Exons: 6
Coding region: 497-1216 (239 amino acids)
Source: RefSeq, a predicted model, not a curated record
AACGUGAGCAGGGCAGAGCUGCUCUGGGAAGUAUUUGGGGCAGUUCUCUGGCCUGUGCCAUCCUACAUGGUCUCUAGUUAUGGAGUCCUGCCUUGAGUGACACUGGCAGCGGGUUUUACACAAGCUAUUUCCUAGCUGGCCGCACGCAAGGGAGCAAUUACUGGCUGUUCCACUCUUGGCUUUGAGAGGGGAGCGUGGUCUAAUGGUGCUGGCCUGGAAUUUGGGUUUGCAGAGCAGAUGUGGCUGCUUGUGCCUAGGGAGGGGGAGAUGGCUCAGAGGCUCAUCUGCAGGGGAUGCUACACAGAAAGGGGGGCCUGCCAGCAGGGAGGAGAUCCUGUCAGCUGGCACCCGGAGCCAGCCAAUGGGGUUGGAUUACGCAAGGUCACGACUUGUCUGUACAAGUUCCCGGGAAAUACAAGCCUCCAAGAAAAUUUCAACCAUUGUCCCCGUGUGUACGGAAGGGGACAGACGCAUUUAGCAGCUGCUACUCGGACCAAUGUGGGGACUGAUCUUUCUUGGGUCCCUCUGGCUGGCCGCAGGGUGCGGACAGGUGGCAGGGCCUGGAGCCUGUCGCCUCUAUAACCUGUCUGUGCCUGAAGGCUCCUCUGGGCAUGUUGAAAUUAACAUACCUAAGAAUAUACCGGUAUCUACUUUGUAUAAGAUGCAAACCACCAUCGCGGCCGCCGCCUCCGACUCUGCUUGUCACUCCAUCCUGUUGUUAACUAAUCAAGGAAAGCGGAAUUACUACAACAGCACGUACCGGGGACGGAUCUCUCUAUCAGACCGGCUCCUCUUUACUGUGAAGAAUGCAAGUGAAUGGAUGGCAGGAGAAUACCAAGUCAUUACUGACCUUUCUAAAACCUGCACGGCUCGUAUCAAUCUGACGGUGCCUGGUCCUGUCUCAUUCCCACCGCCUAUAUCUGAGACUCCCGCUGCCAGCCCAACUGGAGAGGGAAGUAGCCGAGGGAUGCUUUCCAAUGGCUCUCCUGAGGGAGAGCCAAGAAGCCACUAUGGCGUGUGGAUAUCAUUGGGGUUCAUCACUGCUUUGUUUACUGCUACUGCACUUUAUGUCUGCUGGAAACAUGGGAGAGAAGGACCAGGAACCCGUCAUGGUUGUGAAGAGGAAGGGAUCUCGGACUCAGCAGAUACCUGUUUACAUGCUGGCCUGUGUCUCACAUUGGCACGAGGCUGGAACCUGAGAUGGAGAGGCUGGUGAGGAGAUCCCACUGAAUGGAGAGGUGGUACAGCCCCGGGAACUGAGCUGGCUGCCCCAAUGUCGCCGAGAGGCAACACUUUAAUAGCGUUGAAUGGCUGAGGUGCAGGCGCCUCCUGUGUGUAUGUUGACCAGCUUUGAUCAUUGCACUAGCCUGGAUGUGACUUCUCCCCAUGUGAGGCCAGGGAUGCCCUUGCACUUAAGGCUCUGGUCUGGGACACCUGGGUCUUCCACCAACCCCCUGUCUAUGGGUGAGUCUCUCAGGGCUGAAUAUUCAAGAGCUCAGACUGUGAGUGGGUGUUAAUCCGAAGGCUCAUGCUGUUGCCUAACUGGGAAUUGAGCUACUCUGAAAAUCUGGCCUUCUACUGUCCUGUGCCUUAGUUUCCCAUCUUUACAAUGAAAUACUCCUCCAUGUAGCUUGUAAGGCUACGAAUCUGUGAUGGAGCUCACAGACACUGAGAUUCUUUUUUU